Phasianus colchicus (ring-necked pheasant) is the source of this 2668-nucleotide messenger RNA. Lineage: Eukaryota; Metazoa; Chordata; Aves; Galliformes; Phasianidae. The record is from RefSeq and is a predicted model, not a curated record.
CGGGAGCCGCGUGCUGGAGGGGGCGAACCGGGGAGCCGCAGAGCGAAGUGUGAGCGCCGGUGUCCUGGGAUGGUGGCAGCGCUGCUCCGUUACCACAUCAACACGGCCUGGAGGGAGCCCGCGGGGGGACGGGACUUGUCCGUCUGUCCCUUGUCCCGCUGUCUGUCCAUCCCAGCGUGCUGGAACUGCUGGCGGCCGUGUGGCCGAGCUCCAAAAGGCGUCGAGGCGUUCCCUGCCGUGCGUGGGCAACCAUAACUCGUGCCCAGGUUGCCCCUGCCCGGUGGCCGCCGGCUCGUCUUUCCGUCCAUCGAGGACAGCUUUAAUUACCCCCGGAGUCUCCCUGCCGCCGGAUCCGGUUCCCAUCAAUGAUUCAUGCCCUGCUGUGGGAAGGGGUUCCUCGGGUGCCGGGCUGGGACCGGGGGGAUUUUCCGACCUUUCCAGCGUUCAAUUGGUGCGGACGGACCUGGUGGUGGUUGGAGGUGCACAGGGCGCCCCGUGGGGUGAGUGAUGGGGUUUGGGGGCACAGCGUGGGAAAGCUUUGGGGGGGCAGAGGCAGGCUGUAGGUUUUGGGUGUCUGGGCGUCACCCACUGCAGCCCAAUGGGGUCAGGGACCCAUCGGGCUCUGGGGAAGGGCAGAAUCCCUUCCACGUGUGCAUCCCAGCUCCCUGUGGCUGCUGCCCCUUGGACGCAGAUGUGUCACAUCCCACAUCUGAUCCAGCAGCACGGGGAGGUGUGCCGGCAGCCAGCUUCCCCUGGCAGUUCUGGUCCCCCCAGCCCUUCUGUGGCAGUAUUCUGAGAAGCAGCUCGUCCUCCUGGGGCUGACGGGGGCCGGAGCUGAGCUCUCCCCUCUACAGGGACGAACGCAACUGCCUGCAGAGCCCCGAGGUCCCCAUGGGUGUCCUGAGCUGCAUGAAGUACCUGAUGUUUGUCUUCAACGUGCUGGUGUUUGUGAGUCCCGCUGGGGAUGGAGGGGUGCAGGGUGCUGUGCUCAGAGCCGUGAAGCCGAGCGGCGCCAUCCGUGCGGAGCUGGGAUGUGAUGCUCCAAGGGAGGGGACCCCAGCAUUGUGCCCUGUGACCGUGCCGUGUCCCACAGGCCGGGGGGAUCUGCCUGCUAAGCGUGGGGGUCUGGGUGGCCGUGGACCCGGCUGGUUUCCAGGACAUUGUGGCUGCCAAGCCUGUGUGAGCGUGGGUGCCUACCUGCUGCUGGCCGUGGGCAUCGCCCUCUCGCUGCUGGGCUUCCUGGGCUGCUGCGGGGCGCUGCAACGGAGCCGGCCGCUGCUGCUGGUGUUCUUCGUCCUCGUGAGCCUUGUCUUUGUCACACAGCUCGUUGGGGCUGUGCUCUUCCUGGCACACUGGAAGCAGAUCCGGCCAGAGCUCUUCCUGUCAGAGCUGCGAAGGAACUACUGCGGGGAUGAAGGUGCUGAGGUCUUCUCUGUGGCUUGGAAUACCCUCAUGGUGACAGUGAGUGGCCGGGAGGCCCCUGCUGGGGUGUGGAACACACGUGGGUGCUGCUCAGGGUGACUGUGACCAUGGGGGUGGUUCUCAUGGAGCACAGGACUCGUGCUGGGCCAUUCCCCCUUCCUCUGUUGCAACCCCCGAGCGAAGUCCCUGCAUUUUGACAGUGCGUUGAUGGUGUUUCCCUUCCAUUUCAGUUCUCCUGUUGUGGCGUUUUAGGGCCUGAAGAUUUUGGGAAUGGCUCCCACUUCCAGGAGCUGCACCCUGGGACGCCGUGGCCGCAGGCGUGCUGUGCCCGGGAUGGGGUCCUGCAGGCAGGCGAGCUGCUGAGCUGGGAGCAGUGCCAGGAAAGGAACCCUGCCUACAUCCAUGAGCAGGUAGGGCUACCUGGGCACCUGCUGCCUGGGCACAGCUGUGCUGCGGUUCUGCGCAGCGGUGACUCCCCAAAUCUCCAGCUCACGCUGCCCCACCACGGCGCCCCCGACUUGUCCCAACCUCCCUGUCCCUCGGUCUGUCUCUGAGCUCCCUGCAGCCCUGUGAAGCACAAGGAAUGCCUCCAUUGUCUCCCCUCCUGCCCAGGGCUGCUUCCCCACCUUCAGCAAGACCUUGCAGAAGUACAUCUCCGUCCCUGGGAUGUGCAGCUUGGCCGUGCUGGGCAUCGAGAUCUUCGCCAUGUUCUUCGCCUUUUGCCUUUACUACAACUUUGACUGAGCAGGAUGCUGGGAGCAGCUCUCCAGGCCACCGGCAGCACAGCAGAGAUGAACCAAAUGCAUUGGGAACAGCAGCAGGCAAGGAUGCUCUGUUUUCUUGCAUAUCUCAGCCCAGCUGUGCAGAUCAGUAGCCUUGUUGAGCCCUGUGUCUGCUCCAGUGGGUGGGUGAGGACGAGGAGCAGGGACAGGGCUCAGGUUCAAAUCUUUACACACAAAUAUGAGGACAAGCAUCAGAUUUGCUCCUGCUGCCAGGAAAAUAGCUAUGAUGACACAGAGCCCUGCCUCAAAAAGCUUCUGAGCUGCUCUAUCACCAGGAUCAGGAUGUCUGCAUCCUCCAUCCUCCCUCAGCUCUGUUCCACCACCCCUCACUCCCCAUCUCCUCUGCAUUGUCCCCCUCCACACCUCUGGGCCCUUUUUCUCCUUUCUCAGCCCUUCCCUCUCCUCUGGUCUUUUUCUCUGUCCAGCUCCUGGAGAUGCAACCCAGCUGUGUUAAAUGGUGCAAU